AACAAGUUACUUUCCGGAUGGCGUAGUCGAUCUAGCUAACGUUGAUGUUAUUUUUUUACAAAUUCGCUUGGCCUUGGAUAUUAAUAGAGUCUAGCUGCAACUUUGAAGAUGUAGUCUGACCGAUUUAAGAUUCUAUGUCCAGAUAGCGAGUCCCAAUUACUGAAAUUGCAUUCUUCUGUGAAGCUUGUAACUUUAAGGAAGGCUAUCGGUAAUCAUGCCUGGAGCAUUGAAGAAACCUCUCUACAUCAGCUCCUCCCUAGAGGAACUCAACAAGAAGGUGGACCAGAACAUAACCAAGGGACAAACUUCGAAAAUAUUGGCUAGAUCAGCUAACAAGGUAUUUACUGAGGCAGAAAAAGCUGAUAAAAACCUUGAUGAGGAACGUGCCUAUGUGUUGUUCAUGAAGUACCUCACACUAUGGAAAGCUGUUCAGAAGGCAAAAGAUUAUAAGUUACACAAGGAUUAUAUUGAUACUCUCAUUGGUACUUCAGGAUGCAGAAAGGCUAUAGAUAAAGCAGAGGAACUCUCGGCAUCAUUGACCUUGAGGUACAAUGAGCUAGAGGAAGCAAAGGAAGCAAGUAAGAAACUAGAAGAGGAGAAAGAGAAAGUGAAAACAAAUGGUUUGAAGGAUGCCAAGUCCAAAGAUGGAGAUGAAGAUUCGGUGGAGAAUGGAGUUCCAGAGGAGGAGGAGAAGAAAAGAGAAUUAGGAAAAGAUGGUGUGGUCACUGCCAUUGAGCUUUAUCAUGAACUAGUGAGCAACACAAAUUCAGUCCUAAUCAUGGACGUCCGUCGAUCUGACCAUUUCAAAGACUCUCACAUGAACAUCGGAGAGUGUAUGAGCAUUCCUGCCGAGAUUCUGAAACCUGGAACGACUGCUGCUACACUGGAGAAGGGUUUAGGAGAGGAAGCCAAGGCUAUGUGGAAAAAGAGAACUGACGUGGAGUUCAUUGUACUCGUAGACUGGGACCAAUGCCAGAAUACAGACUCCACUCUUGCCAUCGUUCAAACUGCCAUGGUUAAGUGGGACUGGGGUACUACUUACAAGAAUCCAUCGCUGGUACUAAAGGGUGGAUAUGAGGACUGGCUCUUCAAAUACCCUAUGUAUACAAACAAUCCUCAUGCAAAGAAACCUGUAGAGAAGGGAGAAGAGACCAAGGAUUUGUUGGAUUUUGAUUACCCUGUAUUUGAAGAUGAAAAGCCACUGCCAAUGGCCCUACCUCCUCAACAACUGAACAAUGCACCAACAAGUCAGGCACCCUCAGUGCAGAAUGGCAAUGACAACGGUGUCCACCAGGACAGGAUGUUCUUCAUCUCUGGGAAACCUGGCCACACUAGCCAGCCUGGCCAAAGACCGGUAGUCAAUCGAUCCGUGAAGCCUGGUGCAACCAAACCCGAUCCACCUGCUCCUAGUAGAGAUCAGAUAGACUUAUCAAGAGACAAACCUAAAUCAACACCCACUCCUGUAGCUAAUCAAAUCAAUAAUAACCUAGAGAACAAGACGGCGCCACAGACAAAUCUUGCCAACAGUGGACCUGGACCUGCAGUGAGUACUACGAAGCCAACUCCUGCAAUGCCGGCUGUCAAUCGCAAUCUGAAACCCAAGGUUGAUAACAAAGUAGCAAACAUCAAUGUUAAAGAUUUUAGUGAUUCCACUGCUGAAAGUUCAAACGCCUCUGUGAAUAUCAAUAUCAAUAAGCCAAGGACUGAGCCAAGAGAUGAUAGUACUAUGUCCAUGAAGGAUCCUUCAGUGGAGGCAGGCAUGAAAUCGGAUGUACACUUAGAAGAGCUCAAAAAGAAAGAAGAGCAGGCUAGGAAUGACUUGAACAAGAUGCGUUAUGACAAGACGAAAGCUGAAAAUGAAAAACUCAAAGAAGAAAAGCUCGAAAUGGAGAAGAACCUUCUGAAACUACAGCAAGAGCUUGCAGAAGCCAAAGCAAGACAGGAACAACGGAAGAGAACAUCCCAGAAGACCUCUUCACCAAGCCAUACUGCACAGUCUCCAUCUCCUGUGGCUGCUGGGAGUAAGGAUGCUCCUGAUUCUGCUAGCAGUUCCAGCGAUGCUACCCCAACGACUGUUAGCUCCACACCAGCUCCAAGGGAGGAGACAACAGAUAGUAAGUCUAAGGAGCCUGCUGCUGAUAGAAAUGCUGUGCAACCCAAUCAAAAUUCAAAUGCUGCCACAGCAGAGAAAUCCGCUUCAGGAGCUUCUGUAGGAGAGGUCAGCACCUCAUCAAGUACUUCAUCAUCGGCAUCUUCACCACCUGUAACAAAACCAGCUGCAACUGCUCCAGCUUUGCCUAAGGGUUGGGAGAAACGAUUCGAUGAGAAGAGUAAACGCUAUUUCUAUAUUGAUCAUAACACUAACACCACCCAAUGGCACCCACCAGGGGAACCAUCCCCUAAGCCUGUGGCAAGCGAAGCCAAGGGAUCUAUCCAUGGUCCCACUACAGCAGUGGCUUCAUCAAAGCCCAAAGGUGAAAGCCCCUCAUCACGACCUUCUGGUCAGGUAACCCGCAAACCUCUCAAGUCCGACUCGGUGGAGCCUUCUGCCAAGUCAAGUGGUCUCAAGAGAUCCUUCUCCUCACCCAACAUCGCCCAGAUGGUGAUGAAUGAAGGUGAAGCAAGUUUCUCUAAACCAUUUCCAUCUGUGGAUAGGAGUACUAAACCAGUGGAGAGGCCACCACAGGUAAUAUCCCAGACUACUCACAGUAGAGUCCGUCAUCUCAAUCCAGUGCAUGGGAGCCAAGGUCGUGCAUUGACUGGUCUACGAAACCUUGGUAACACCUGUUUCAUGAACUCUGUGAUCCAGUGUCUAAGUAACACUACACCACUUGCCAAGUACUUCAUCACAGAAACCUACCUGCGUGAAAUCAAUAGAGCUAACCCCUUGGGGAGGGGGGGUGAAGUGGCCGAAGAGUUUGCAGCGGUGGUCACUGCACUGUGGACAGGUCUGUAUCGGUCAAUCGCACCAAGAGACCUUAGAGACACUGUCACCAAGUAUGUACCUGAAUUCAGGAAGCAUGUCGGUCACCAUCAUGAUUCACAAGAGUUUCUUCUAUUCCUCAUGGAUGGGCUCCAUGAAGAUUUGAAUGAGGUCAAGAAACGAGAGUACAUCAAGGAAGAAGACUUCAGCAAGUAUCCAGAUGAGCAGGCUGCCACCCUCUCCUGGCAAAACCAUGACAAGCUCAACAGGUCUAUCAUCGUCAGUCUAUUCCAGGGUCAAUUCAAGUCCACAGUCCAGUGUCUAUCGUGUAACAACAUAUCUGUGAAGUUUGAGGCAUUCAUGUAUCUGUCUCUACCCAUACCAUCAAACAGCAGGUGUACCCUCAAUGAUUGCCUGCAGAGGUUCUCACAGCCAGAGAAACUUGCCGGAGACAACGCCACACACUGCACACGUUGUAAAGGAAAACGAAACUCUAAGAAAACCAUUCUUAUCUGGAAACUGCCCAACAUACUCCUUAUACAUCUCAAGCGUUUCUAUUACGAAGGCAUGUGGCGACAGAAGCUGCAGACCAAUGUUGAUUUUCCCAAUGAUCUCACGAUGGAUCGCUAUGUGAUAGGUCCAAAACGCAGAGAUAUUUAUCAGCUCUAUGGUGUCUCAAAUCACUCCGGAGGUCUCGAUGGUGGACAUUACACUGCAUGUUGUAGGAAUGCUGCUAAUAAAAGAUGGUACAAAUAUGAUGAUCAUGAAGUCUAUGAUGCCUCACAGAGUAGUAUAAAGAGUUCCGCAGCUUACAUUCUCUUUUAUUCAUCUAUACCCCUGUCUCCUCCGUGAGUGGAAUCAGCCAAGGAUUCAUGUCACUCACCUUUUUAGAGCCAUCUGUCAUUGGUGCAGGAAAUCUUGCUAGCCUGCCGAAGAUUGGCAAAUGUUACAAUGAACAAGCUCUCAAGAUGCAGCACUGUCUAUUAACGAAUAGAUGUGUAAACUAAUUUGUUGGGAUCUUUAUUGAAUUCUUGAUUGUGCUCUUUUCAAUGAGAUUCUACUUUUCUGUAUUAUCAAUCCUUUCUUACCAUUUCUCCCUGCCUCACUUGCUUAUAUAUAAAAAUAUUUCUAGGAAAUGCAUAAGUCUCUGAGCUUUCAUACUCUCUUCAUGUCAUUUAAAACUAGAAUUUCAUGGCAAAAAAUUCCAUUGUAGUAAUUGCUCUACAGAUGCAUUUGUAUUGGAAAUGAAAAUAUGAAAGUACAUGAGGAUAUUGGAGCUGAACAUUCCUUCCCGCCUUGUUUGUGGUGACUGUGGGUCUACAUACUCGUGCAGGGCAACUAGAUGUUGGAGGAAGUGAAUAUAUUUUUAGUUGAUCCAACAAUCUCUGUAUCUCACACAAAACUUGUGUGUUUACAUCCCAAUUAUCCUAUUAUUGCUUUGAAGUACCCUGUUUUACCUGAUAAUCACAUAAUGAAAAUGAACUAUCCCUUUAAUUAUAGGUUCUUCCAAAUUCUCUUUCCAUUAACUCACCCCCUUCUCUCUUUCGAUCAUUCUCCCUUGCCACCUUAUUCAUUUCCCUUUUUUGUAUGAAGUGAAUUGCCAAUCAGGGUUAGAUUUUUUUUAUUUCAUAAGCAAAUACUUUUUUCUUGUGUCUGUGAUAUAUAGGGGAUUUUACAUGUUGGAUGUCAUUUGAUCUAAUAAUAUGCUUAAAAUCUAUAAUCAUUUUUUUUCUAGUUCCCAAGGUCCUUGACUUCAGCCGAAUUAUUAUUUUUUCUUCUGAUUUUUAAUCUGUAGACUAAAAUUCCUCCUUUCCAUAUUUUCUUGAACUUUGUUGUGACCUAAAAAUAAGAAGUUUUAUUAAGAUUUUUUUAUGUGACAAACAAUGAAAAUGAAUUGCAAUAUUUGUAAUAUAAAAAAUCACACACAUUAUCUGUAUAUUUUGAGAUUCAAGUGUUUCUUAUGUAAAAUGCAUAUAAUAUUAUAUAACUGCCAUGUGUGUAAAUUUCUCUACCUGAUAUAAGCUGUUUGUAUUAUCCAAUCCUUAACAAUACAGCUGUACGUUUGUGAAUCACAUUCUAGUAUAAGAAAGUAAAUGUUUUCUUGUACUUCAUACUAGUGUGAAUGGGUAGCCCAGAAUUGGUGAAAAUGCUUUUAUCAUCUUUGGAGUCGUAUGAAUAUUUUGUUGUGCAAUUGAGAAUGUCUUUAUCAUUCUUAUCCUUCAUAUCACUCUCAUUCUUUUUAUUUCACCCAGACUAAUAUUGCAAGCUCUUGUUUUAGUAUUAUAUCCAAGAGUGUAUACUUUUCACUGUUGCAAGAAAUGGCCCAUAAUCUUUAAGAUCACGAAACACUUUACAAUUUGUCUGAGAUCUGAUGUUUUCUAUACUUAAAUAAACUUGAUAUGAAAAUUAAAACAUGUGAAAGUAUUUUGUUCAUAGUUAUUGAUAGUGUUAUGAGUAAUCAAGUUAAAUUUUGAAGUUCUUAAUCAUUGUGAUGUUGUGAUCGGCCAUGUAUGAUAAUUUAUUUAUAACAUUUAUGCAGUAUAAUUUAUUUUCAACUCAAUAUCAAAAGUAAAAUGUGAUUUUAAAAAGUAUGGCCCCAUUCAUUUCCUGUUGUGAGAAUCGGGCUUUAAGAGCAUAGAGGUCAUGAUUAAAGGGGUACUCCAGGCUGAGAAUGAUAUGAUUUAAACAGAUAAAGUAAAAUCAGACAACAAAACAUGAACAUUUCAUCAAAAUCAAGGAAUAACAAAGUAAUUAAAUGUUAAAGUUGUGCAAUAUUUCUAUGCAUGUCUUCAUGAAUAUGCAACAAGCAAGUUGUGGAUAUCAUCUCUCCAGUUCUUUUAUAUUUUAUUACAGGAUUUUUUAUUUUUGGUUAAAUUUUGCCCCCCAAGAAUAUAAAAAUAGGACUGAAUACUAAUUGAGUACAAGGGAGACAUAUCAUACAUACUUGUAUGAAAUGAUUAUGAUUUUGUAUAGUAUCAAAGGAAAAGAAAGAGUUGGGACAAGACAUCAUCAGCCCACCUCCUGCAUGUAGCUUGCAUAUUACCAGUUUCGCAAAAUAUUGCUGAAUUUCAAAUUUCAAUGAAUUUGUAUUUUUUACCAUGAAAUUUAAUGAGAUGAUAUUAUUUUCAGCCUGAGGCACUACUUUAAGUCAGUAUGAAAUUAGCUUUAUUUAAGAUGCCUUUUUUUCAAUUGAACAAAAUUUGUACUAUUCUCUGUUUUUAUUUAUGUUAAUGUUUUGUUUUCUCAAUGAUCAACUGAAUUGAAUGUGUUAACUAUUUUGUGAUUGGUGUGUGAAGAUUUAUUUCCCUUUCUGAUGUGAAAACUAUUGUUUUUAUCAGAUUUCAUACAUCAUUUGUUUUUAUUCAAAUAGAAAGUUCAUUGUUUGAGCCUUCAUUGUUCCCAAACAUAAUUUAGAGUGCAGAGUAUUAAGUGGAAUUUAUUGUACUUUAACAUUACAAUGGGCAUUUUUAAGUACAUUUUUCUUUGUCAAGCAGAUUGAACUAUCAUAUUCUCUUUAUUUUUUAUAUAAUAUUAAAAUAUAAUAUUCCGGAACUGUAGUUUGGUUUGAUGUGUAUAUAUUCUAUAUAAUUCAACCUUAUCUUUUGAUUGAAAAGUAAGAGUAUAUAGAGUGUAGGCAUAUUAUAAAGUUGUAAAAAGUUGUCUCAAUGUCAUCAAUAUCAUAGUGGAUAUGAUCUAAUAAUCACUUAAACCUGAAUUGUAACCCUUUCACGGAAGUAAAAAAAAAGUAUAAAUCUCAAUGCAAAACUCUAGAAGGAAGAGGAUUUAGGAUGAUAGUGCUAUGGUUAAAUAUUGGAUGAGAAAAAGGAACUUCCAUGUGCAUUUGCCUUUUAGUUUGUCUAAAAAUAUUUCUUUGUGUCAUUUGUUUAUCAGAAUUAUAUUGUUAUAGUUAAAACACGUUUUCUAAGCAGUUUUCUUAUUUGCACUUUUAUUUUUAUUAUAUUUAUGAAAGUGAAUUUGCAGACGAGU
This is a messenger RNA of Lytechinus variegatus (green sea urchin), 6910 nucleotides long. It is a transcript of the gene usp8, whose product is annotated as ubiquitin carboxyl-terminal hydrolase 8-like. NCBI's taxonomy places the organism in Eukaryota, Metazoa, Echinodermata, Echinoidea, Temnopleuroida, Toxopneustidae. The coding region runs from base 215 to 3775 and encodes 1186 amino acids. The transcript has 19 exons. Gene Ontology annotation, biological process: protein deubiquitination. Gene Ontology annotation, molecular function: cysteine-type deubiquitinase activity; protein binding. The record is from RefSeq and is a predicted model, not a curated record.